This is a messenger RNA of Owenia fusiformis, 1421 nucleotides long. NCBI's taxonomy places the organism in Eukaryota, Metazoa, Annelida, Polychaeta, Sabellida, Oweniidae. The record is from the annotation of a GenBank genome assembly.
CAGACAGACCUUUUUAUUUUAUUGUUAGAUGAACUGCCUGGCUGUGCUACGAAGUUCUACCCUAUCAUUGUUAUAGCAACAACAUGAUUGCCACAGCAACAAGAGAUUCAUUAUUACAUGUAUAGCAACAAUACCUUCAAUGUAGUAUAUAUCUCUAUCAGCUCAGUGCUCCUACGAUCACUUCCAGUAUGAUAUUGAGUCGACUUAAACGCUUCUUUACACCAUGGAAGAUUCUACAAUUUGCUGUAUUUAUGACAUUCCUGAUCACAUUAUGGGAAUUAUACAUUCUAAACAAGGGCUUAAACUCAAAGGAAAGUAUUGUGACUCAGAAUAUACUAAAACAAUUGAAAACGCAAAAUAUAAUUACAACAAAAGCCCCAUUCGUUCCCACAUCUGCAAAACUAAUCCAGACAACUAACAUCUACGAUCAUUUUAAACAGCUCCAUGGUAUGGUAGAUUUGAGAAGAAACCCUACCACUUUAAAUAUGACAAUAUUUAACAGCAGCCUCUUGAAUAAACUGGUGUAUGAGGACCCCCAGGUGCCAAUGAGACUGCAUUCAGACAAUGGCUCUACAAUCAUUCCACAAAUUAUCCACCAAACUUGGAUGGACGAAAAUAUUCCUGAUCCAGAUCUGUAUUCAAAGUGGAUCCGCUCGUGGCAGUCGAACCACCCAACAUGGUCAUAUUGGUUCUGGACAGAUAAUUCAGCAAGAGAUCUUAUAAAAAAUUAUUACCCACAAUUCUUAGAACUUUACGAUAAAUAUCCAUUAUCAAUUCAUCGUGCUGAUGCUUUAAGGUAUUUUGUUCUAUACACCUAUGGAGGUGUCUAUGUUGAUUUAGACAUGGAGUCUCUGAAACCACUGGAUGCACUUACUACCCAGCAUGCAUGUAUAAUUCCCAGGGAACCUAUGCAGCAAUCAUACCUUGUUUGGAAGAAAACAAAAUUGGCUUCUAAUGCAUUUAUGGCUUGCAGACCACACCAUCCAUUUUUCAAAAUGGUUAUUCAAUCUCUACCGGAAAGUAACAUCAUAGGUAGGGGAAAGAUUGUUGAGAAAACUGGACCAGUCAUGCUCCAACGAAUAGUAGACUAUUAUUCAAGGCAACCAAUCGAACAAGAAAAUAAUUACGAUAAAAUACAUUCUCCCGAUUCUAGUUACUUUUUGCCAACAUUAGACAAGGAUGCAAUAGCAAAAUUGGACCAGAUGUGUAAAGUUAGGAUAAAAUAUGUCACAGAUAAAACUAUGUUAUCAUUAUGCAAUGAUAUGAUAAAAAGGAAUUUUUCAAAUAUUGUGACUCGGAAGGCGUACACCAAUCACAAUUGGGUACACACCUAUGUAAUGCCACCUGAUCAAACAAAACAUGUUAAUAUAAGGGAAAUUAUCAAAAAUGUAAAGUUAGGUUUUCUUAAAAUAAAUAGCUGA